AUGUUUUUGCCUAAAAGAUUGCGAAGCAAUACAUCCGGUGGUGCUGAAAUGUGCACGCCUUCACGCUCGAAUAAUGCUAGCGAACUACAGAAACGCACACAAUCCAGAGAUAGAUCGGAGUCACUACCACAAACGCUGGCGCGAACGAGGCUAUCCGAAGGUUCUAUUUACCACAAUAUCGACCCACCGCACCUGGUGCCGACACCAUGGGAGUCUGACCGACGAAAGUGGCACCCCGCAAUUAUCCACAGGCGAUCAAUUCAACGUAAAAGAAUCCCAGCGCGGCUUUUCCAGACUAUGCCCAGAGAAAUCUACGAUUGUAUCCUAGCGCAUAUACGAAUACUCGAUCUGAAAGGCGAUCGUGCAUGUUCUUCAUGCUACCUGAGAGAUAUGGUGAGCCUCUCGCUCGUUAGUAAAGCUUGGAAUCGAGCAGCAAUAGCACAGUUAUAUCGAUCAAUCAUAUUACCGCCGUGCGAUGUCCAUGAUACUUUGUCCGAUCCUAGAAAGGCAGGGUUAAGUCGCCUCAAAAUGCUCCACAGAACACUUCGUGAACAACCCACACUAGGACAAUACGUUCUGGAAUUAAACUUGGCAGAAAUAUAUGCACUAUACAACAAGGCUGGCUCAGGAAAAGAAGAUAUAGUUAACCAGGUUGCGUCGCUGGUCAUGGCAGCUCCGAAUCUAGAGCGUCUCCUUGGGUUUCAAAUACCUUUUACACAUUCCUUCGAUCGGCUUUCUCACGCCCUAUCAAUAAGACGCAACCUAAAAGAGCAAUUCUGGCUUCUAGGCAAAUGGGAUGUCGUUUCCAGUGAAGAAGAGGAAGAAGCAAUAGGGCCAUACUACCACGAAGCACGUGAUCCGACCGAGCGGUUUCUGCUAUUGAACUCUAGGCAUGAUAUUCUAUCUACACUCGUGUUGCAUCAGGAAGAAGGCCAGACAUUUCCUCACAUCAACUUCCGCGCUAUAAUCGGUGCGCUCCGACACCUGCCCGCUUUGCGCCAUCUUGCUCUAUCAGGACUGGUAGCAUCGUCAUUUACCAAUGUUACUCUGAACGCUUUGCCGGCUGGCUUGCGGUCCCUUCGGCUUGAGAAUCUGGCUGGUGUGAAUGAUAGUGGCUUACAACGAUUCUUCAAGUCUCCCCAAGCCAGUUCUGUUGCGAGGCUCACACUUGUUAAUCUCGCCUUGAAGAGCCUCCUCACACUUUCAGACAUCUUCUCCGCCAGCUUGUCAACAUUAAGCUCUUUUACCAUCGCCCAAGACCAAGCGCCCAUGUUUACCGCACAUACCACAGUACCGAAUUUCCGCUCGCCUAACCUCAGAUAUAUUCACUGGGAAUUUCGGUCAGAAGCAGGCCCGCCUCCAACUCUCCCUACAUCAUUAUCCUCAAGUACCGCAGAACAGCUGUGCUUCCCUUUCAAAACCUCGGAGCCAAUAAGCUGUCUCGCAACAUCCCUCCUCGCAACCAGCAUUCAGGAAGGCGGAUUCCCUGCCCUCCACCACAUACGCAUCCCACACGAUCCCCAAGGCCUCAUACAGAAUCUCUGCAAACCCCUUUUCGCAGCCUUGACGCCUUACGAGGUGGCAUCACUAAUGACCACAUCGUCACGGAGAGUGGGGUCAAAUGGAUUUUCGAUUGACAUUCAGAAUUUGCCGGAUACACAGAAAGUUGAGAGAUUCCUUGUCACUGACUACCGACCGUCUAGUGUCCGGGCGGAUUCAGGGUUGGGUUCAUCAUCGAUGUCUAGUGCGGCGGAUCAGUGUGCGCUUUCACCAUUGCGAUCGCGUAUUGCAGCGCAUUGUCGUAUUCUAGCUGCGCGGAAAGAGGCGGCGAUGAAAAUCCAGGUCGUUGACCCUAAUGGGGCCGUUUGUGUUAACGAUGUUAUAGGAGGCUAUGUAGGAGAUGUUGCAAGUCAGAUCAGCUAUGAGCUAGAGCCUGAUAGGAUUCAGACUUCUAAUACCAGUGUGUGUGGGAGUUCAAAUCGAAGCGAGUGGUUGAUAGGAGUGCAGGAUCUGAUAGACGAUACGUCAAGGCACAAGCAACGAAGGGGCAGCUGUGGCCAUGCCAUCGGUAGUAUUGUAGGGCGGGACGCGGUGAGAGCAGAAAACUUGUUCUAA
Plenodomus lingam JN3 is the source of this 2115-nucleotide messenger RNA. The record is from RefSeq and is a predicted model, not a curated record. Lineage: Eukaryota; Fungi; Ascomycota; Dothideomycetes; Pleosporales; Leptosphaeriaceae.